Messenger RNA from Pantherophis guttatus, 4921 nucleotides. It is a transcript of the gene NFASC, whose product is annotated as neurofascin. The record is from RefSeq and is a predicted model, not a curated record. Gene Ontology annotation, molecular function: cell-cell adhesion mediator activity. Gene Ontology annotation, cellular component: axon; plasma membrane. Lineage: Eukaryota; Metazoa; Chordata; Lepidosauria; Squamata; Colubridae. Gene Ontology annotation, biological process: axon guidance; cell-cell adhesion; brain development.
AGCUUUGGGGGAGAAGCAUAGAGUGGGCAGUGUCUGGAACUACAGCUUCUGCAUUAUUCACGAGGGGAAUCCACAGAGAGGGGAGGGAGGAGGACUAAACAAGAAGAGAGUGGAGCAGCGUGGCGGCGUGUGCCCUCCCAUUUGCUGUGGCUUGGUGGGUUUGAGAUAAUGAGCCUCUAUGUAAGCCACAGAGGAGGAGGGCUGGCCCGGGAAGGGUAAUUCUGCAGCAGUUAGAUGGCAUCUAUCUUUUGACCCUGGAAAAAGGUCUGCUUAGUUUUCUCAGCUGUGGAAGGCCAGAGGUCUUCUUCCUUGGAAACAGUGAGAGACAGUUUUGUGCACCCAACUGAGCAAUUUGGAUGUUUCCUGGAUUUUUGCAGCCAUGAUCAAAACAUCCCAGGCCUUGCAUGAAGGACCUUCUAAUUUCAGAUAAAGGCUAUUCAGUAUUAAAUCAGGACUAAGACAGAAGCAUUUAAAUCAGUAUCCAGAACUAUAGUAUUCAGUAAUUCAAAACACCUUGGUAUACUUCAGCAGUAAAGGCACCACUUUGCCUUCUUGGAGGAAACUGAGGACAUAGAAUCUUAGCCAAAUAUUCAACAUGGUAAUUCAAAGGUAUCUCCUAACCUAUAUGGUCGUGGUGCUCGCUUCAUAUCUUCAUAACCUCAUCAGAGCCAUUGAAGUCCCACGGGAUCCAAGUAUUCAAGAUACAUUGCCUCAGCCUCCUACAAUUACAAAGCAGUCUGCAAAAGAUUAUAUUGUAGAUCCAAGAGAUAAUAUAUUCAUUGAGUGUGAAGCGAAAGGCAACCCCACCCCCACGUUUUCCUGGACACGAAAUGGGAAGUUUUUUAAUGUUGCAAAGGACCCUCGAGUAACCAUGAGGCAUUGGUCAGGUACACUGGUAGUUGAUUUCCGCAGUGGUGGGAGGCCAGAGGAUUAUGAGGGAGAAUAUCAGUGUUUUUCUCGGAAUGACUACGGAACAGCUAUUUCCAACAAAAUAUUCCUCCAUGUUUCAAAAUCUCCUUUGUGGCCAAAGGAAAAUUUGGACAUUCAAGAGGUUCACGAAGGUGCUUCACUUAUCUUGGCAUGCAAUCCUCCACCUGGACUACCACCCCCUGCUAUCUUUUGGAUGAGUAGCUCCAUGGAACCAAUCCAUCAAGACAAGCGUGUUUCUCAAGGGCAGAAUGGUGACUUGUAUUUCUCUAAUGUCAUGAAGCAGGAUGCUCAGACUGACUAUAGCUGCAAUGCUCGCUUUGCUUUCACACAUACCAUCCAGCAGAAAAAUCCUUACACCCUCAGGAUCCUGACCAAGUAUCCCUAUAAUGAAGCGUCCUUUCGAAAUCACACUGACAUGUACAGUGCCCGAGGUAUUGCAGAAAGGCAACCCAGCUUCAUGUACCCUACUGGGACCUCAAGCAGUCAGAUGGUGCUAAGAGGAGAAGACCUCUUGCUGGAAUGCAUUGCCUCAGGAGUUCCAUCACCAGAUAUCAUGUGGCACAAAAAGGGUGGUGAUCUCCCAUCUGGCAGGAUCAAGUUGGAAAACUUUAACAAGGCUCUUCAUAUUGCAAAUAUUUCUGAGGAAGAUUCUGGGGAAUAUUUCUGCUUAGCUUCCAACAAAGUGGGCAUUAGCCGCCAUAGUAUCUCUGUGAAAGUGAAAGCUUCCCCAUAUUGGUUGGAUGAACCAGAGAACCUUAUUUUGGCUCCUGGUGAAGAUGGAAGACUGCUGUGCCGUGCCAAUGGUAACCCCAAACCUUUAAUUCAGUGGCUCGUGAAUGGAGAACUUCUAGAAAGUUCUGCUCCCAAUCCCAGCCGUGAAGUUAAUGGAGACACCGUUAUGUUUCGGGACAUCCAGAGUGGCAGCAGUGCUGUAUAUCAAUGCAACGCUUCUAAUGAACAUGGGUACCUGUUAGCCAAUGCAUUUGUUAGUGUGUUGGAUGUUGUUCCUCGGAUCCUUCUCCCUCGUAACCAACUGAUUAAAGUUAUUCAGAACAAUCGGACGCUUCUUGACUGUCCGUUCUUUGGAUCCCCGAUUCCCACAUUACGAUGGUUUAAGAAUGGCCAGGGAAGUACACUGCAUGGUGGCAACUAUAAAGCACAUGAGAAUGGAACUUUAGAAAUCAUCAGGGCUCGGAAAGAAGACCAGGGAACUUACACCUGUGUGGCUACCAAUCUUUUGGGCAAAGCACAGAACCAGGUUCGUUUGGAAAUAAAAGAUCCCACAAGGAUCAUAGAGGGGCCCAAAGAUGCUAUACCAAAGAAAGGUUCCACAAUUCACUUAGUGUGCCAGACAAGACAUGACGCCACAUUACGGCUUACGGUUACCUGGCUUAAAGACGAUAUUCCUGUCUACUUUGGAAACAGGAUGAAGAAAGAAGAAGAUGGUUUGACUAUACAUGGAGUAUCAGAAAAAGAUCAAGGAUAUUAUACCUGUGUGGCUAGCACUGAACUAGACAAGGAUACUGCCAGAGCCCAUCUCACUGUACUUGCUCCUUCUUCUGUUAACCGUAUGACCCCACCCCCAGCACGUCCGGAACGUCCCCGUGACCUUGAACUAACAGACCUGGCUGAAAGGAGUGUGCGGUUAACUUGGAUUCCUGGUGAUGACAAUAACAGUCCAAUCACAGAUUAUAUUGUGGAAUUUGAGGAGGAUAAAUUCCAACCUGGAACUUGGCAUAACCAUUCCCGUUACCCAGGAAAUGUGAACUCCGCCAUCUUGCGCCUUGCACCAUAUGUCAACUAUCAGUUCCGAGUAAUAGCUGUGAAUGAUGUGGGAAGCAGUUAUCCCAGUCUGCCUUCUGAACGAUACCAUACAAAUGGAGCACGCCCUGAAUUUAACCCUUCAGGAGUUAAAGGAUCAGGAACAGCAAAAAAUAAUAUGGUUAUAUCAUGGAUGCCAUUAAAUGCAACUCAAGUGUAUGGCCCCAAUCUUAAAUACAUCGUGAAGUGGAGAAGAAGGGACACACGGGAGAGUUGGAACAACCGAACUGUAAAGGGUGAUGUCAGUCAGUAUACCGUCGCACCAACCCCCAUCUAUACACCGUAUGAGAUCAAAGUACAAGCUUUAAAUGAUUAUGGGAUUGCCAUGGAGCCAGAGACCGUAAUUGGUUACUCAGGGGAAGAUUAUCCUAAGGCUGCCCCUACUGAUAUUAGGCUCAAAGUUGUAAACAGUACAGCAAUCAGCCUUCAAUGGAGUAAAGUGUACCCAGAAACCAUCCAGGGACAGCUCAAGGAAUAUAGAGCUUAUUACUGGAGAGAAAGUAGUUUGCUGAAGAAUCUAUGGGUCUCUAAGAAAAAGCAGUCUAUGGGUUUUAUUGGAGACCGGACACGGGGCAUAGUGUCCCGGCUGUUUCCUUACAGCAACUACAAAUUGGAAAUGGUUGUAGUCAACGGGAGAGGAGAUGGGCCUCGGAGUGAAAUUCUGGAAUUCACAUCACCUGAAGGAGUACCCAGUGCCCCAAGAUAUUUCCGAAUUCGUCAGCCAAACUUGGAAACCGUCACCUUGGAAUGGGAACAUCCUGAACAUCCCAAUGGCAUUCUUAUUGGAUACACUCUUAGAUACCAAGCCUUUAACGGAUCCAAAACUGGCAGAACAAUGGUAGAGGCCUUCUCUCCUAAUCAGACAAAGUUUUUACUUCAGAGGACGGAUCCUAUCUCACGCUACAGGUUCAAUCUGCGUGGCAGGACACAGAUUGGAGAAGGUGAACCUGCCACCGGGGAAUCUCCAAUUCCACUGAAUGAAGUUCUUCCAACCUCAGAUGUUCCAACUGUGGCCGCAACCACCAUUUCAGAAACUACUGUCCCAACCACCAUUACCGAAGUUGUAACCACCACCACAGAAGUUAUAACCACUGCCACCACAGAAGCUGUAACCACCACCACAGAAGCUGCAACCACUACAGAGCCAGCAAUCAUCACCACACUUGUUGCUAGUACAAUAGCUGGUGUUGGAAAGCUGCCGCCCAUCUGGAAUGUAAAAAUUUCAUCUAACAAUAACUGGGCAAACAUCACCUGGAACCACACAUUUGAUGCUGACACUGAAUUUGUGGUUGAGUAUAGCAACAGUAACAAAACAGUGAAAUCUUCCCCUGCUAAAGGUUUUCUGGAGCUGAGUGAUCUGAUUCCUGGUGAGAAGUAUAUAGUGCGGGUUUUUCUCAAAGGCAAUGAGUCUGUCUUCUCAAGUGAAACCUUUCAUACAAGUCCAGCCUAUACUAAGAAUCAAGGGGACAUUGCAACUCAAGGCUGGUUUAUUGGACUGAUGUGUGCCAUCGCUCUCCUGGUCCUGAUUUUGCUGAUAGUUUGCUUUAUUAAGAGGAGCAGAGGAGGAAAAUAUCCAGUGCGAGCAAAUAAAGAUGUGCCCCUCGAUCCUGAUGAUCAGAAGGUAGAUAAUGGAUCAUUUGAUUACAGUGAUGAAGACAACAAGCCACUGCAAGGCAGUCAGACCUCCUUAGAUGGCACAAUAAAGCAACAAGAAAGUGAUGACAGCUUGGUGGACUAUGGAGAAGGAGGUGAAGGACAGUUCAAUGAAGAUGGCUCCUUUAUUGGCCAGUACACAGUUAAGAAGGACAAAGAGGAGACAGAAGGCAAUGAGAGCUCAGAAGCCACAUCACCAGUAAAUGCUAUCUAUUCCCUGGCAUAACACUAUAUGUUGAAGCAACAGCAGCUAAAUAAAGAAAUAAGUUGGUAUGGGUCAGCAGAGUCACCAUCAACAAGAGAAAGCAAUCAGGGUAGGGCAACGAAGGCCAAACACACAAACCCAACCAGUGCCAUCAUCUCUUUAGCAAACGGCAUAGAUGCACUGACUGCUGAAGUGAUCAUACUGCAGCUGAAAUCUGAGCUAACCCACCAGAGACCAGCUGAAGAGCAGAAUGCAGAGAUUCUGUGCCCCAGGCUUCAGAACUUGGACUGAAAUAAACAUCCCUCUAUACCC